Rotaria sordida is the source of this 1332-nucleotide messenger RNA. The record is from the annotation of a GenBank genome assembly. NCBI's taxonomy places the organism in Eukaryota, Metazoa, Rotifera, Eurotatoria, Philodinida, Philodinidae.
AAAGACAAAGUUGUUGAUGGAGCUGGAUUCGUAAAAGACAAAGCUGGCGAAGCAUAUGAUACUGUUGCACCUAAAGUUGCUGAAGGUGCCGAAUAUUUAAAAGAUAAAGCUGGUGAAGCUUAUGAUGCUGUCAAACCAAAAGUUGUCGAAGGUACAGAAUAUUUAAAAGAAAAGGCUGAUGAAGCUUAUAAAACUGGAAGUAAACUCGCCGAUGAAUAUGGUGAAAUUGCCAAAGAUAAAUUAUCUAAAAUUGCUGAUGAUGUCAAAGCUUCAGCUCAAAAUUUUGCUGAUGAUGCAGUUAAAGCUAGUCAAGAAUAUGCAAACGAAGGUGUAAAACAAGGUCAAAAAUUAGGUGAACAAGCUUUCGAAGUUGGUAAAGAUAAAGCUAAUGAAGCACUUAAAGCUGCUAAACAAGCCAGCAUCGAUGCAUAUGAAGCUUCACUUGAAUUAGGUGCUGAUGCUGGUAAAAAAGGUCGAAAAUUAGCUGAACAAACACUUGAAUUGAGUCGAGAUAAAGCUAAUGAAGCAUUGAAAGCAGGUAGACAUGCUGGUGAAGAUGCAGUUGAAUCAGCGCAAGAAUAUGUCAAAGAUUCGAAAAAGAAAGCACAGAAAAAAGCAAGAGAAACUACUGAAGAAGCAAGUGAAGCAGCACAAAAACGUAAACGAAAAGCUACAGAAUUCUAUGCUACUCGAACAAUGUUAUUCAACUGUGAUUUUAACGCAGAAACUUCGCUCAGCUGCUCAUUUAUUCCAUCAACAGGUCCAAAUCUAUUGACUUUGCCUGCUGACGCACCUGAUUUAACAUCAUGUCGAAAACCUAAUCGACCAUUAUCAGAUGCUACAUCUGUUAUUACUCCAAUAAAUGGUCAUAUGUGCAACUUACCUUAUAAAAUUAAUAAAUGGGAUAUGCAUUUUUGUUUAAGACAAAACACAACAAACAUUUACACAUGUCCUACAUCUAUAUCAAAUAUGAGUGUGUGUGCAUCAGGUAAGAUUCUACCGAAAUUUUCUCUUAUGAACAUUUAUUCUGACAAUACAGGUAAAUAUGGAUUCGCUUCUACUAAUACUACAAAUAGAUUUGAGCGAACUUACACAUCAUUUGUGAGAAAUAGCACAGUAGAUGAACAAUGUCUGACUUUUUAUUAUUAUUUUACUGAUGCAUCAAGAAAUCCAAAGAUUGAUGUUCUAUUCGGAUCACCAUUUGGAAGUAGUCUGGAUGAUACUAUCAUUGUUACAGUAAUACCUCAAACAGACAAUAAAUGGUAUAAAAGUGAAACUUCAUUUUCCAUAAAUUUUACAAAUUAUACAGUAAUUGUUGUUCUUAUUGUUUAA